UUUGGCUUUUCUUUUCCGCUUUGCAACAGCAAAUUGCUAGUUGUCAUUAGUUUUUGAUUACGACUGAUUAAUUUGUUUUUGUCUUCAUCAUCAUUUUAGCCGUUUCGACCAUUUCCAUCGUGUCGACCGCGCGCUAGUUCGCUGGCCAUUCGCUUCCUCACCAGCUGAUGAUCAGCAUGGCGUGCAGCUGCAGGAGUCCCUUCUCAGCUGAGCACCCUGAUAAUUUACGUGUUCUGGAGUUGUACUCCGGGAUUGGUGGGAUGCACUUCGCAUUAAACGGGGCCCUGGAGCGUCUGCAGACCGAUGGUGGGGCUCCGAGAACCGUCGGGAAUGAAAGUGCGAACAUCAAAGUGCGAGCUGUGGAUAUCAGUCCAGCCGCUGCCCGUGUCUAUGCCCGUAAUUUCCCUAAAACCCCCGUCCAACCGAUGGAUAUCCGGGCACUCCGGACGGAGGAUUUCGAAAAUUUAUGGAUGCUAACCAUGAGUCCGCCCUGCCAGCCGUUCUCUAGAAAUGGCAAAUUUUUAGACGUGGAUGAUGACCGAUGUGAAUCGUUUCUGUUUGUUCUGGAUCAGUUAUCGCGGGUUAAUAGGCCUCCUUCGUUUGUUGUGAUGGAAAAUGUUAAAGGUUUUGAAAUUUCCACGGCGCAUACCCAACUGGUCCAAGUUUUAACAUCGCGGAAUUAUCACAUAAAGGAAUUUUUAUUGAAUCCAGUAGAUUUCGGUUUUCCGAAUUCCCGACUUCGUUAUUAUCUCACUGCAGCCCAUUGUUCAUCGCCUGAUACAUGCGAUAAUAUGUCAGGAUGCCGUACCGCGGUUCCCACGUCCCAGGAACGAUUGGAACAGAGUAUUGAGGAAUGAACCCAUACCGGCAGUCCAACGCAGAUUCCUUGGACUGAAGUGGAACGUUCCUGUUUAAUACCGAUCGCCACACUCGCGCAGCAUAUUGCGGUUAUGGAUAUUAAACAUCCUCAAAGCACAACGACGAACUGUUUUACAGCAGGUUACGGCCGCUAUUUGAAGGGUACCGGCUCGGUAUUCUGCCCGUUCCCAAAAGAAAAAUUUGAUGAUCUGAUGCGAAAUGUCAUCGAUUCCUGCGCGGAUGAGCUGAAAAAACUGGCCUUGACGGAUAUGAAAUUGAGAUUCUUUAGUCCCGCUGAAAUUGCCUGUCUUAUGGGAUUUCCGAAGGGAUUCGUAAUUCCGGAAGAUUUGUCGAACCGUCAGGCAUGGAAAUUACUGGGGAACAGUUUGAAUGUGCACAUCGUGUCUCUCCUCAUGUAUUUGCUGUUGACCAGUGAAUAACGUCAGUGAAAUUUGUUUGAUUUGCCCUUGUUUUUACAAGCUCCUGUGGUACAUUUGGGUUGUUGUUAGUUUAAGAUAUUUAGACUUCUUUGAUGAUUUUUAUUGGCAUAAUAAUUCUGUGUUUUACUUGCACAGUUGCACUAACUACAUUGAAGUGACUAAGAAAAACUCGUGGAUGCGCUUCCAGUUGCCUAUUGGUUGUUUUAGAAUUGUUUGUUACUGUGCAGUACUGAAAUUUCUUUAAACUGUUAUCCACGGACAUUUUGGUUUUGAACUGUU
Molecule: messenger RNA, 1577 nt
Organism: Paramacrobiotus metropolitanus
Lineage: Eukaryota; Metazoa; Tardigrada; Eutardigrada; Parachela; Macrobiotidae
Product: tRNA (cytosine(38)-C(5))-methyltransferase-like
Exons: 10
Molecular function (GO): methyltransferase activity
Source: RefSeq, a predicted model, not a curated record